This is a messenger RNA of Canis lupus familiaris (dog), 843 nucleotides long. RefSeq names its product dynein light chain Tctex-type 2 (gene DYNLT2). The record is from RefSeq and is a predicted model, not a curated record. The transcript has 4 exons. NCBI's taxonomy places the organism in Eukaryota, Metazoa, Chordata, Mammalia, Carnivora, Canidae. The coding region runs from base 40 to 630 and encodes 196 amino acids. Gene Ontology annotation, molecular function: dynein intermediate chain binding. Gene Ontology annotation, biological process: microtubule-based movement. Gene Ontology annotation, cellular component: cytoplasm; cytoplasmic dynein complex.
CCGAGGCGGGCCGCUGGGCGUGGCGGCGAGAGGAGGGACAUGGACAGGCGCGGGCGGGGCGGGAAGCCGGCCUCGAGCUCGGCCCCUCAGCCGCCGCAGACGCCGCCGCAGCCUCGGAAGGAGAGGAGGCCCAGCAUGUUCGAGAAGGAGGCAUAUGCACAGAUUUUAAGAGACAGACUGAGAGAAUCAUUUCAUGAUGUUCAGUAUGUAGAGCCUCCAUUUGAUGAAUCAAUUGCUGAUCUAGGUAAAGAAUGGAAGAGUGUCCUGGCAAAACUGAAGUUUGCUAAUUCAUAUAGAAUGGAACCAUUGAAAAAAUUCCAAGCUCAUUCAGUAGAAACUAAAGUCCAGCAGAUAUUAAAGGAGAGUCUUAAGGAUGUCAAAUAUGAUGAUAAAGUCUUCUCUCAUUUGUCACUUGAAUUAGCAGACCGCAUCUUGUCAGCAGUGAAAGAAUUUGGGUACCACCGUUACAAGUUCGUUAUAAAAGUAUUAUUUAUUCAAAAGACUGGUCAGGCAAUAAAUAUCGCCAGCAGAUGGAUCUGGGAUGUUGCAUGGGACAGCUGGGUUGGGGCAAAACAUGAAACGGAAACGUAUGUUGCCUUGGCCCUGGUGUUUGCUCUCUAUUGUGAAUAGCUCAUUACAUGUACGGGAGUGCCUUGCUUCUCAACUUUUCCAAGAUAUGUGACUUUGAAGAUUUGCCAACUUCACAGUAGCUUUGAUUAGCUAUACUUUUGCCUCCAGUUGAAGCUUCAUUGUAUUCUUGUAACAACAAACAAGGCCACGUUUUUACCUUCAUACUUACUUGUUAUAAUAUUUAUUAAAGUUCUAUUACCCCAAAGUAUAAAA